Papaver somniferum (opium poppy) is the source of this 747-nucleotide messenger RNA. RefSeq names its product nudix hydrolase 1. Gene Ontology annotation, cellular component: cytosol. Gene Ontology annotation, molecular function: 8-oxo-7,8-dihydrodeoxyguanosine triphosphate pyrophosphatase activity. The coding region runs from base 153 to 617 and encodes 154 amino acids. The record is from RefSeq and is a predicted model, not a curated record. The transcript is spliced from 2 exons. Gene Ontology annotation, biological process: dGTP catabolic process. NCBI's taxonomy places the organism in Eukaryota, Viridiplantae, Streptophyta, Magnoliopsida, Ranunculales, Papaveraceae.
AGCUCGUAAGCCCAUCUUUCCUUCACAUUUUUUUUAUCCUAAAUGAAUACCUUCUCUUCCUUCGAAUAAUUUCAGAGACAGCUGAAGAGGUUAGUGUUUGCGGUAAGAAACGCAGGUGAGUGUGCAAAAAACAACAACAAAAAACUAGAUCAAUGGAGGUUAGAGGACCGGCACCCAAAGUAGGAGUUGGGGUAUUUGUAAUGAAGGACAAGAAGACACUUCUUGGAAAAAGGCGGUCCUCCAUUGGCGAUUCUACUUUUGCCCUACCUGGUGGUCAUCUUGAAUUCGGAGAAAGCUUUGAGGAAUGCGCAUUGAGGGAGGUGAAGGAGGAAACAGGUCUAGACAUCAACAAAAUUGAGUUUGUGACGGUCACCAACAGCGUCUUUUUAGAUGAGCCAAAGCCGUCACAUUACAUAACUAUUUUCAUGCGUGGUGAACUGGUGGAUUCACAACAAGAGCCACGGAACCUGGAACCUAACAAAUGUGAUGGUUGGGAUUGGUAUAAGUGGGGUGAUGAGAAUAUUCCAAAGCCUCUCUUUAAACCUCUGCAAAUUUUAGUUGAUAGAGGUUUUAAUCCCUUCGCAGCUGAGGAAAAUUUAUACAUUAAACCACAAUAAGAAUCUGUAUCAUCUAUGAACCAGUGUUUGGAUUGGGUCAUUGCUUGUUGAUUCGUCUUCAUUUGUUAAAAUGAAUACUAUUUUUUUUGCAGCUUUCAAUUUGAAUAGUUUAGAUUGUGGUCUUUGUUUA